AUGGGGUUCCUCGUCAGACGACUUCUGAUUAAGGGUAGUUUAUCACUAUCCCGUGAGGACUAUGCCGAGUGGGUUCCCACUAAAAGCAUUCAAGGGGAAAGUAAUGGGAAAAUGUGCAACUACUCACUCGGCAACCUGGAUGGUGAAAAGACUAGCGUUAAUCUAGUUCUUGCGUGUUGGUGUUGGGAGCAGUACAGCGUGUUCGUGUUGGGAGCCGAUGGUCAUGGCGGUGCUUCAUCUUCUGUGUUCCUAGAACGAAAACGGCGGGAACGACCCAAGCAAGGGACAGAACAGCCUGAAGAAUCCAAGAAAGAGAGUCAAGAAGAAAAAGCACAAUUAUUAAGGCUGUAGCUAAUUCCUCUGUCCACCUCCUUGUGGCAGUCUGCGCAGAAGAUCUUUGUGCGAGAUUCUUUCGCUGGAUUGGAUUGCAUGUUUGAAUAAAAGCUUGGGGAAGUGUCGCAGGGAAAUAAUCCCCCACUGUUUUCAAGGAUGCAGCUGACAGACGAAUUAUGAACAAGAAGCGGUCUAACAUCACAAGCAGAAAACAAGAAGAGUGAAAAAGACAGGAGACGGAAAGAAAAAGCAGCGAAGAAGAGGCAAGCAGCCAACAGAACGGCUGAGAUGUUGGCGCUAUUAAGGCCGCUGGAUCUAUAUUUCAAUUCCAAUUUUGAGCCUCUGUCUGUGUGUUGUUUUUCUACCUCUAGGUGUAGUAUUGCUCAUUUCAUCAAGCACUGUUCUCUCCGCUUCAAAGUUUAUUAGUAUAAUUAGAGCAAGCCCACUCUGGUGGCGUUGUUACUUAACAAGGCUGGACCUACAUCUUAGGAUACACCCACUUUUUAAGCCUUAACCAAUAAUGUUGGCGUUAUUAAGGCUGGAGCUUCUAUAUUCGUAAUUAGCGCCAUCCCGUCGACAGUUUCCGAGUAUUGAUCUGGGCAACUAGCUAUGGCUCUGGUUAGGAUUCUAUAUCCAAUGAAGAUCGACCCUGAUCGAACCAUCCAUCAACAUCAUUUCAAAACCAUGAUAAAAGUAUGAAGAUGCUAAACGGCUUAGGGAAUUGGUAAUACAUUUACAUGGAUUAUUUUGGCAUAGGCUAAUCAAGGGUUGCUUCCAACUGUUACUACUUGUCAUGGUUCCAUAAAAGCACCUUAGGGCUUUUUAGAUAUAAAGAAGUAUAAUCGCCUGCGGAGAGAGCACACUAACUAAUCAUUGUUAGAUAAAAGCGCCUUAAGUUGUAUAGACCAUCGCCUGAGCGCGCUAAAAACUACUUCGGUAUUAAAUGAAGUUGCAUAGACUAUCGCCCGAGCACACUAAAAACUAUUUUGGGUAAAUUAAGUUGUUUAGACUAUCACCUGAGGCUGAGCACAUCACGCCUGAGCACAGUAACAACUACUUAUCGGGUAAAAAUUUUAUACUACCAAAGCUGCUCCCUGUCAUAAACUACCUCCAAUUAUGUUGCUGCUGCAUCCUCGUUUCUAAUCCUUGGUGAUAUGUGGGUAGUGGAUUCAAAAGUGGAUGGUGCUAACGCUCGCACGGAG
This is a messenger RNA of Amoebophrya sp. A25, 1535 nucleotides long. Lineage: Eukaryota; Dinophyceae; Syndiniales; Amoebophryaceae. The record is from the annotation of a GenBank genome assembly.